AGUUGCUACUUUAUAAGCAAAAAAAAACAGAACCGCACGAUUCAAGUAUUGUAUUACUUAAAAGUUGCCCCAUCUCACCCCUCUGGCUAACUGUCAUGUCCAAACAUUUAUUAUGGAGCUUUGAUAUUUCUACUUCGGCUAUAUAUAUAUAAACCAGUUCACCUAGCUAGUACUCUCAUCACAACACUCUACUCUAUAACUUGUGUAUUAAUCUUCUCCUCCUACUAAGAUGAAGAGCAAAUUCAUCAAGUCUUGUGAAAAGAAACUCAAAGUAAUGACAAGCAAAGUCACAACACCUUGUACGUUUUGCGAGACAUGCUGCCAAAGAUUUUGCUUGGCGUUCAAGAAGGAAGCUCAGACGAUACCAAAAGAUGUCCCUAAGGGACACUUGGUUGUCUAUGUGGGUGAGGAAUCAAGGAGGUUUGUUAUAAAGAUCACCUUGCUUACACACCCACUCUUCAAGGCAUUGCUGGAUCAAGCACAAGAUGCUUACGGUUUCAGUAGUGCUGACUCCAGACUAUGGAUUCCUUGCGAUGUGAGUACCUUCCUCAAUGUUGUCCGUUGCGCCGGUGCUCCACAGGACCAGAGCAACUGCAUGUGUAUCUAGGAAGGUUCUUGUACAGAGGACUCAGAACAUUCAUUGGAUAAUGCUAAGCUAUCACAGUAAUGUAAAACUUUUUGUAUUGAAUGUGUCAGUAAAUUUCGGUGUGAAAAUUGUUAUUAGCUAAAUGGUAAGCAGUAAAUACGAUUAAAGUUA
This is a messenger RNA of Brassica rapa (field mustard), 757 nucleotides long. Its product is annotated as indole-3-acetic acid-induced protein ARG7. Gene Ontology annotation, biological process: response to auxin. The record is from RefSeq and is a predicted model, not a curated record. NCBI's taxonomy places the organism in Eukaryota, Viridiplantae, Streptophyta, Magnoliopsida, Brassicales, Brassicaceae.